Messenger RNA from Gavia stellata (red-throated loon), 540 nucleotides. Its product is annotated as olfactory receptor 14J1-like. The transcript is spliced from 2 exons. Gene Ontology annotation, molecular function: olfactory receptor activity. Gene Ontology annotation, cellular component: membrane. Gene Ontology annotation, biological process: G protein-coupled receptor signaling pathway. The annotation marks the transcript as partial. Lineage: Eukaryota; Metazoa; Chordata; Aves; Gaviiformes; Gaviidae. The record is from RefSeq and is a predicted model, not a curated record.
CUGCACUACGGGACCCUCCUGGGCAGCAGAGCUUGUGUCCACAUGGCAGCAGCUGCCUGCGGCAGUGGGUUUCUCAAUGCUGUGCUGCACACGGCAAAUACAUUUUCAUUACCACUCUGCAAGGGCAAUGCUGUGGACCAGUUCUUCUGUGAAAUCCCCCAGAUCCUCAAGCUCUCCUGCUCACACUCCUACCUCAGGGAAGUUGGGCUUCUUGUGGUUAGUCUCUGUUUAUCAUUUGUGUGUUUUGUUUGCAUCGUGCUCUCCUAUGUGCAGAUCUUCAGGGCCGUGCUGAGGAUCCCCUCUGAGCAGGGACGGCACAAAGCCUUUUCCACGUGCCUCCCUCACCUGGCCGUGGUCUCCCUGUUUCUCAGCACUGCCAUGUUUGCCUACUUCAAGCCCCCCUCCAUCUCCUCCCAGUCUCUGGAUCUGGUGUUGUCAGUUCUGUACUCGGUGGUGCCUCCAGAGAAGCUCAUCUCCAAGAAGGAGAAGCUGCUGCUGCUGCUGCUGCUGAGAAAGUCCGAGGGGGAGGACAGCCUGUGA